Molecule: messenger RNA, 279 nt
Organism: Cooperia oncophora
Lineage: Eukaryota; Metazoa; Nematoda; Chromadorea; Rhabditida; Trichostrongylidae
Source: the annotation of a GenBank genome assembly
AUGAAGAGAUCGUUAAUCGGACAGGAACCCACUUCCUGGUUGGCUAUGGCACCAUUACUUCGGGACCAGCGAGAAAGCAGGUUCUCACCAAUCCGAACGUACCUCAAUUUAGGAGCAGGAAGGGUAAAUGAAGAGGGCACAGAAGCGGCUGCAGUAACUGGAAUGAGGAUGAAGAGGAGGCUUGCACUGAUAAAAGUUCCACACUUUUUGGCAGAUCGUCCUUUUAUCUAUGGUAUAUUCCGAGAGAACGAACCAAUCUUCAUUGGGCAGUACUGCUGA